AGGAACUGGUUUGGACUUUGGCGUUUAGUGGAGAUCCAAUGUGGAGUCGUCACCCAGAGCCAAACGCAGCUGAUACGCGGGACAGGACCGUUCAAUUAUCGACUGAGACUAGCGAUGGCAAAUCCAAUAUAGUGAAAAGAACGCCCGAAACGGACAGAGAGGCGCGCGACCGUACUUGGCGCGAUAAUUCUGAACCUCGGAAGAGAAGUGGUUAUGCGGGCUCCUCACGACGCUCAAAUCGUCGGGAGACGGGAGCUUUUGCUUCAAGCAAAUGUUACAUUGCACUCUUACCCGACGAACUCUUGAUUCACAUUCUAGCAAACUUGGAGCCCACCGAAAUGAAAGCAGCCUCCAGAGUCUGCUCGCGAUGGCAUCGAGUGAUCGCUGACGACGGAUGUUGGCGGUCUGCCUUUGACAUCUACUAUGGAUGUCUUCCCAUCAGACGUCUAGCGGAAACUAGCUGGCGUAAAGAGUAUUUGAAACGCACGCGACUUCUAAGGAGUUUUCAACGAGGAAAGCACGUUGUCCAAUUUGAUCCACGUAUCGGUAAAAUAGAUCAAGUGUUCCUAGAUUUUGAAGAGGGCAGGAUGGCUUGUGGAUCAUUAGAGAAGGGAAUGGUGGCCUUUUGUCAUCCCUCCACCGGGAGAGUGGAGAAAGGCACUGUCUACUUUAACGACAAUAGAGUUCCCACACAAAUUGCGGCCCUUCAGUUGGACAGGCAUCGAAUUGCCGUUGGUUACAUUUCGGGUGGAGUUGCGCUGGUAACUGAUUUUAGGGACAGGAUCAAUUAUACCGUUCGGCGUUUUGCGGGGCUCCACUUGGGGCCUGUGACCUGUUUGGCUUGGGUGCCUAAUCUUCCCUCCGCUUUCAUUAGCGGAGGAAACGAUGGCACCGUCAAGGUGUGGGAUGUGGCUCAGUCCCAAUGUAUCCGAACCCUCCGAGGACCCACGGCAGGCGUGGGUAUCACCACACUAGCUUGCGACCGGAAAGGCUAUGUUCUUGCCGGAACCGACCAUGGUGAUCUUCUGGUGUGGGAUCUCGACCUAGCAAGUGUUGAAUACGGCUCACCACCACUGGAAAUGCCUAUUCCCGCUUCCAGAGUGCUGCGUUUCGGUCAAACCACAGAAGAUGCAAAGAUAGUCUCCCUGCUGUAUGAUCCAACAGCAGAUACGGCUCUGGGGAUUGUUGGGUCACCCGCUAAUAUCGACGGGAGUAUUAGGCAAUGGAACGUGCGAACCGGAGAGGUGCUUGUGAACUUCAUCGGGGGACAUGCUGCUGAGAUUUCUAGUGCGGCAUGGGACAGGACGAAUCCAGGUUCUUCAUCACAUGGCGAUAAUCGGAUCCUCUUGGCAACCGGUGACGUUCUUGGCACCGUAUCCAUUUGGGACGUCCCGCAACCGAGAUUGUCGGCGGACAGCACACACGAGACGAUGACAGCUAGACCGGUCCAUGUUAUUGAUGCCCACCGGGCAUCGGUGUGUGCGCUUCAUAUAGAUGCGUUCAAGGUCGUGUCAGGAGCCGAAGACGGAAGCGCGAAAGUUUUUGAUAUUCUCACAGGGCGCUGCAUCCGAACAUUGCUCGUUCGCCGCACGCGUGGUGGAAAUGAUGGAUUGAACGCUGUCGGGGGCGGAGGAGUAGCGGAUGGACGACGUAUGGUGCGUUGUAUUUGGGCUGGGCCGUAUCAAGUCAUUGUUGGGAGCGGCGACCAUGUCAAGUCAUGGGACUUUGUUACUUCCACUGCAUCUGCCACGUCCGGUAAAGGCAAGAAAAAAUCCAGCGCCCCAAAUGGCCGACGUGGACCUGCGCGUGGACUUCGCGGCAAUGCCCAUGAAAACACUUGGUUGGAAAUUCGUGAUGAGGUUCGAGAAAGUCGGUUGGAGCGGGAAUAUGAGCGGGAAGCUGAAGAGUGGAGUAGAAAACAGGCGCAGAAGAUCAAUGGUGUACAUCCGCCCACCGGCAUGUCAGAAGAGGAAUUGAUAAACUAUGCAAUGCUCAUGUCCUUGGAGGAACAAAAAGACACUGGCCAUGAUAAGGCAUUGAUGGAUGCUUUGGAGCAGAGUUUGCUCGACGAGAAUUCCGUCCCCCGGAAUGACGACGAAGAAGAUUUGGUAUCAGAGGAGCCACACGUAGACUUGGACUGGAAUCUUGAUUCCACCACGGAUCCAUCAACAACUUGUUCUUCAUGGGACGACUCCAAAGGAUGGGGAAAUCAGAGCCGCCGGGGGAGCCGGCUGAUGGUGUACGGCAGCAGCACUGGAUCCGCUAGCAGCGUCUCUGGAUCGAGAUCUUCUUUGUGGGAGCACGUAGCAGAACGGUAUGAGGUGCGCGAGAAAGCUGGAAAUAAAUUACAAGGAAACGUAAAGGUGGCUUCGCGCGUGCCAACUGGUGGAUAUUCUUCGCAAAAUAGGGGAACGGAAGAGGAUGAUGAGGAGUUGCAAUAUGUUUUAGAGCUCAGUUUAGUGGAUAAAUGAUGGUCUAUAAUCUAAUAUCAGGCUAAUGGCAAUAAGACAUACGCUGCUGUGUGGAAUUCAGGAA
This is a messenger RNA of Spizellomyces punctatus DAOM BR117, 2535 nucleotides long. RefSeq lists its product as uncharacterized. The record is from RefSeq and is a predicted model, not a curated record. Gene Ontology annotation, molecular function: protein binding. Bases 39 to 2471 code for a protein of 810 amino acids. Lineage: Eukaryota; Fungi; Chytridiomycota; Chytridiomycetes; Spizellomycetales; Spizellomycetaceae. The transcript is spliced from 8 exons.